AUGAGGCUCGGCAAAGUUUGAGAGGCACAGCGGCAGCGGAGCGAGGAGCCGGGGUGUGGGGUCUGUUUAACUGUUUCUGAACGGGACAACUGAGAGGCGAGCAGAAAAAUAAAAGAACCCGGGAAAAGUUGACGGAGUGAGCUGGGACCCCCCCCCCACUUUUGUUAUGAACUUUAUUAAACAAGUAGGGGAAAGGGAAACUGCUAACCGAUGACUACUGUAAACAGUGGCAAUGACGAAUUUGACUUUAGACUGAUAUUUGGUGAAGACGGUCCGCAGCCUGGACUAGGCCCUGCAGGUGCACGUUUCUUUGAGACUUCAGAUUUACUUUGUCCAGUGCCAGGACUACGAAAUACACGAUGCUUUGUGCCACAUCAGCAGAUACAGAGCCAGAUGAUUCUGCAUCAUUUUACAUCUUUAAUGAAGGCCACCUUCAAUCAAGCACAAUCCAACCAAUAGGUGUACAUCACCAUGAAACACAGACACAUCCUACAACGUUUUCAUCACCACAUCGGCUGCAGACCUCUAAUAUCCAUGAGUCUAAAUAUAAUCCUGUAGGUGCUCCAAAAGCAUUUGAAUGCCCGAGUAUUCAAAUCACCUCUAUUUCUCCCAGUUGUCAGCAAGGAAUAGGGCCUAAUGAAGAAGUGCAUGCAAAUGGCACAGAUAAUGACUAUAUGGAAAGACCGUCCAGGGACCAUCUAUAUCUUCCUCUUGACCCUGCUUAUUACAGGGAUGCAUCACUAAGCCCAAGUCCUGCUAGCAGCAUUUCUUCCAGGAGCUGGUUUUCGGAUGCUUCUUCAUGUGAAUCUUUCUCUCAUAUAUAUGAUGAUGUAGACUCUGAAUUGAAUGAAGCAGCUGCUCGGUUUACACUUGGUUCUCCUAGUGGGUCACCUAGAUGUUGCCCAGCAGAUGAGACAUGGCAGCCAAAUUACUCAUUUGCACAAUCGCUAUCGCCUAGACAAUCACCCUGCCAUUCACCCAGAGCUAGUGUUACUGAUGAAAACUGGCUCAGCCCUCGCCCAACUUCAAGGCCAUCUUCUAGGCCCACUUCUCCUUGGGGAAAGCGGCGACAUUCAAGUGCGGAGAUCUGUUAUGCUGGUUCACUUUCACCCCAUCAUUCACCAACACCAUCUCCAGGUCAUUCCCCAAGAGGAAGUGUCACAGAGGAUACAUGGCUUGGUAAUUCUGCUCUUCAAGGUGCCUCAAGUCUAAGUCCUGGGCUCAUACCUUUUCAGUGUUGUCCCCCAGAGACUGACAUCCCUUUAAAAUCAAGGAAGACUUCUCAGGACCAGGCUGUUACAGUGUCAGGAAAAAUAGAUUUGACUUCAGAAGAUCAGGGAAGUUUGUCACCUUCAGUUGAAUCUCCAGUCGAUGAUCUUUGUGGCUCUCCACAUCCUUUAAAGAAAGAUUUGUCAAGUGAACAGUUUCUUUCUGUUCCCUCACAUUUCACUUGGAACAAACCAAAACCUGGUGGCCAUACACCAAUUUUUCGUACAUCAUCGUUGCCUUCUCUAGACUGGCCCUUGCCAAGUCAAUAUCUGCAGUAUGAACUAAAGAUUGAAGUGCAGCCGAAGACCCAUCACAGAGCUCACUAUGAGACUGAAGGGAGUCGAGGAGCUGUGAAAGCAUCUUCUGGAGGACACCCGGUUGUUAAGCUUCAAGGUUACAAUGAAAAGCCAAUCAACCUGCAGAUGUUCAUUGGAACUGCUGAUGAUCGCUAUUUAAGACCACAUGCAUUCUACCAGGUGCACAGAAUCACUGGGAAGACUGUUGCUACAGCUAGCCAGGAGAUUAUAGUUACCAGUACAAAGGUUCUUGAAAUUCCUCUUCUACCUGAAAACAAUAUGACUGCCAGCAUUGACUGUGCAGGAAUUUUGAAACUACGCAACUCUGAUAUUGAACUUCGCAAGGGUGAAACUGACAUUGGUAGAAAAAAUACAAGAGUUCGCCUUGUUUUCCGUGUGCACAUCCCACAGCCCAGUGGAAAAGUUGUCUCACUGCAAGCAGCUUCCAUUCCUGUUGAAUGCUCCCAGCGUUCUGCUCAGGAACUUCCUCAGAUUGAAAAGUACAGCAUCAAUUCAUGCUCAGUCAAUGGUGGAGAAGAAAUGAUAGUUAAUGGCUUCAAUUUUCUACCGGAAUCUAAGAUUGUCUUCCUUGAAAAAGGCCCAGAUGGACGCCCUCAAUGGGAGGUAGAAGGAAAAAUUAUCAGGGAGAAAUUUCAAGGGGUUAAUCUUGUUGUUGAAGUCCCUCCAUACCACAAUAAAAAUGUUACGUCUGCAGUUCAAGUUCAAUUUUAUGUUUGUAAUGGCAAGAGAAAAAGAAGUCAGUCCCAACGCUUCACUUACAUGCCAGUUUUAAUCAAACGGGAGCAUCCUGAUGAGAUAGAACUGCCUGCCAUUCCUACCCUUCCAAUGCCUGUUGCACACACUGCUAGUGUAUCUGGUCUGCAUCAAGUUGGGUCUCAGCUGCCUUCAUCAGAUACUGGCCACCUUCAUGAAAAUUUGGCACCUGCUUCACAGAGGAACCUCGGCCCUCCAAUGCCACAAACAUAUACACCAAUGAUUUCUCCAUCAGUAACAUGCAUGCCACACCUAUCAGGAAGAAGCAUUAGUCCAGGUUCGGAAUGUCCCAUUAUGCCUUCCUUGGGUCACCAGUCCUUCCCAGCACCAGCUCCACCUAUCAGGCCUUCUUAUCAGCCUAUGCAAUCUAACAUGAUGUAUAAUGGACAGCCAGGUCUUCCCAUGAACUCUGUUCCUAGCCAGAGAUAUGAAAAAUUAUCCUAUCAGCCUGAUGUAGCUGGUCCACUUCAAAUCAACCUUGGAUGUCAACAAAUGCAGCAAAUGUACUGUUCUCCAAAUCCAGGUCCAGCUUCAUCACCAUCUCCAACAGCAGCUCACUCUUUGGGACAUUCUCCACACUCUGGACAAACCUCACCACAGCUACAUAGUACAAGUUUAGGAAGUCUAUCAGCACCUCCUCCAUUGACACAUCACAAUGUGUGUGAUCCAUUGCCAUUUUCAACACCAGAGACAGCAUCCAUGAACAUUAAACAAGAACCAGAGGAUAGUGAGUUGCCUUUUCAAGCCAUUGGCCUACAGGAUAUCACACUUGACGAUGUGAAUGAAAUUAUAGGAAGAGACAUGUCACAGAUUCCAACAUCUCGUGCAGCAGCAAUGCAUGCCCAAUCACAGUGUGUCUGUCCUGGAACUUUGGAUAGUGGAAUACCUGAGGGAGUCUGAUGUCAACUACAAACACCACGUAUUCUGCCGAACAUCAACCCUUUCCACAGCCGCCUCCCCCCACCCCAUCUAAACAAACUUGUUGUGCUUCCAAUAUUGUGGCCUUUUAAAAACUGGAACAGUGGAUCCUUGCGUAGUUCCUACAAGAGGUGCUACAGUUCUAUUCUGAAAGUGAACAAUACGGUGUCAGUCCUACAGCGUAAUGCUCUACAAGUCUGUCUCCUGUUGCCUGCAUUUCACUGCAACAGGCAAGAAUUUUGGAGGAAACAUAAGCGACUUUAAUCUACUUUAGGAAUACAUUUAAAGGUGACUCUCCUUUAGUAGAUUAAAUGAAAUAGUAUUGAAUAGUGUUUUAUCACAGUUAAAGUGAUUUGUAUCUACUGUAAAUAGGACUCAUUUUAAGCUAAAAAGGGGGUUUAAUAAGGUGGUAAUAUAAAUAGAUGAUAAACUAAAUUCUGUAAGUAGUGAUGUAUUUGUUAUUCUGUCAUCCUGAAGAGUGCUUAAACAUGUAGGAUGUGCAAAAGGUUUCUUGAAAAUGAAAACUUCCAGAGACAAGAAGCCUGUCCAGUGUAGCCAAUGUCAUGGAAGCCAUAAUCCAAAAUGACUAACAAUUAUUUGUUAAUAGGAAUCAAAGCCAAAUGUGGUACUGCAUUUAUUUCAAAACUUAAAAUGGUAUCUUGUAGAUUCGACAGACCAUUCCAUCAUGGAAAUAUGUGGUUUGGGGUGGAGGGGGUGGGUGGCUGGGAAACAACAUUCCAAAUUCAAGAAGUUUUUGAAACUUUGUCGAUAUGUUUCUCUAUACUUCAAGUUAGCACAAAUACAAGCGCCUUACUAAUUUAGCUUUUAGGAUUUGUCAGAUGCUUUCUUAGAGCUGAUGGAUUUUGUAAUAGGGCUCCUGGAAUAAAUACAUUUUUCUAUGUACAGGGUUUAUGUUGAAGCCAUUGAAAUGUAAUAAGUUAAAUGACUGCAGUUUGCAGAGGAUUUCAAGCAUUUUUGAAGUGUUUUGGUCAUUUGCAUUACCCUAUGUGACACUUAUAUCUCCAGUGGCUGACAUCAUCAAGCAGGUCCUAAAAGAAGCUGUCAUAAAAGCUGUAAGUGCAGAACGGGGCAUUGGGAAAAAAAACUAGUGCUUCAUUCGAACAGCAAUACUGGUAAUUUGACUAAUGAUUAGGAUGGCAUAGACAAGAUAUACUCUGGUUUACAUUUAAUAUGAUUGUAUUUGUACCUAGAGUUUAUAUAGCAUUGCUUUUGGUACAGUGGAAUAUAAUUGAGAGACAUCUUGUUUGUGUUUUUCAUUCAACUCCAAGUAAUACAGUUUACAAAGGACUGGCAGAUAAAUAGUUGCAAUCAUGUUUGUCACCUUAUCAAAUCGUCCCAUUGCAUCCCUAAUCUUUAAGUAUUUAUGAAAACAAUGCAAUUGUCACUGAUACAGGAUACCAGUCUAAGUAUUUAAAAUAAAAACAAAUGAAAUUUAAAGUAUGUAGCUAUUAUUAGGCCAGUUUGUAUCUGUUUCAUGCAGAAUACUCUCUCUAAGGCUGUUUUAUGAAAUAGCAUAAAUGCAUUUUAAAGAAUGAGGCAGGGGAUGAGGUAAUAUAAAAGGUGAAUCAAAGGUUGCUUUUAUUUUUGCCAGCAUAAUAAAUUCUGUUUUUAUUUGCCUGUAAUGCUAGAGAAACGGCUUGUUAAAUGCAAAAUUAACCUGCACCAUACAUGAGCAAUCUAAGAACACAUGAGAAUGUUUAAUUUUACUACUCAACACAAAAGAAAAGCACAAGUUUGAGCUUAAUUCAGAUUGCUGUGGGGCCAGUGAAAAAUCCUAUUCAUAGUUAAUUGGGAGUCAUUAUGUUGUGAGCUUUUAUGAGUUUAAGGUCAACCUUUUAACUGCCAAAUUACAAUUAUAUUAUUGCUUGGUUAGGCACCAUUAAAACCAUUAUUCUAAAAAAUAACGGUUAACUGAGCAGGUUAAUUUGUUAAUGCCACUGCUCUGCAGAAUAGGAAGCUCUGAGCUGAGUAUCAAUCUUAAUGUUAGAUAGAGCUUAUGCAAUAGUGAAAGGUUCAGUUGCUUUCAUUUUCCUAUACUGAGCCAGUACCAUAUAUUCAGGCAUGUUUUAUUUUGCAAUAUAUCUAGCACUUAUAACAUAAAAAAUUCUAUAAAGGCUUAAACUGUUUCCCUGCCUUAGCUUUUGACCUUGGAUAUCAUAGCAUGUGGAGUUUCUAAUGACUGGUGCAUCAUCUGAGUUUUCUUUGUAAAUCCUCUGAAGUGACUUAUGAAGCUGUACUGUACUAGUGUAUGCGAGUCCGUACAACCCCCAGAAAAUCCUAUGCACUGAACCUCCUGAUGCCUUCAAAUUACCUUGACGCCUGAAGAUGUAGGAAAGUCUAGAACUGCUUUUAAAAAAUAAAAUCCUAAAAAAUCUUUGGCUGUGGAUAACCACUUUUCGUCUAUGUAUCUGCUUUGUCAAGGAUUACGUACAAGGGUCUUAAUAAAACUGCAGUUUGUUGCUUUAAAUCUUUCAUAGGAUUGUAAAAGUAAACAACUUCAUGAAAUUAAGUUGUUUUAACCGAUUGUUGUAAAAGCACAGACAUAUUAGGCUAUGCAAAUUCAGUUUUAUAAAGAGCACGUUGGGGUUUUGACCUGUUGUUGGCAUGCACAUAAAAUAAGCUGAUAUUUAUGGUACCCUCUGUACUCCUCUGUGUAUUUCAAAAAAAUUUCCUGACUCAUAUAGAAUGUUUGGAAAGCUGUAAGGAAGCCUUAAUUAUUAUUGUGUUGAAAAACUACAAGAGAAAAAAAUCUGUAAAUUUCAAUGAAUUGGGGUUGCAUUUUAGUAAAAUAAACGACAUUGAGGGUACUGAAGUAUAAUCAUGUUAGUUACAAAAAGGAUGGAAUAGGAUUGUAUAAUUUGGAACUGAAACUGGCUUCAGUGGAAUAUGUUCAUCCUUUGGAAAACAUUACUGUGUCAAUGGAACUGCCAUCCUUUUUUUAACCAAAGAAUAAAAACUUUCAUUUGCUGUUGUGAACACUUGCUUUAAAACUCUAUUUUUGAUACUCAAAACAGAUGUCAUUCCUAAUGGUUGAAUUUGUUCAACAAUUGUAAGUUUUGUAGAAGGAGCAAAACUACUACAGGCUAAGUCAACUGUUUUGCAGAUGUUUACAGAGCCUUGUAAUUUCAUGUACAUUUUGUAUUUUAAAAUUUUGUAAGGAAUUUUAAGAUUGCUGUGCUGUUGAGAGACAUACAGAUGAAAGAACUUGCAUCCUAGGCUCUUAAAUCAUAGUGUUUAAAUAAACUGUAAGAUGUGCAA
Molecule: messenger RNA, 6536 nt
Organism: Carcharodon carcharias (great white shark)
Lineage: Eukaryota; Metazoa; Chordata; Chondrichthyes; Lamniformes; Lamnidae
Gene: nfatc3a
Product: nuclear factor of activated T cells 3a
Exons: 11
Coding region: 360-3239 (959 amino acids)
Biological process (GO): cytokine production; regulation of transcription by RNA polymerase II; calcineurin-NFAT signaling cascade
Cellular component (GO): transcription regulator complex
Molecular function (GO): DNA-binding transcription factor activity, RNA polymerase II-specific; transcription factor binding; RNA polymerase II cis-regulatory region sequence-specific DNA binding
Source: RefSeq, a predicted model, not a curated record